AUGUUCUUUGGCAUAGCGCUGAAGGGUGGGGAGUCUCAGACCAUGGACGAGGUCAACGCCGAUAUGGUCCAUCUCACACAAGCGUGCUUGGUUGACCCCAAGACGGACUCCCGAUGUGAGAUACAGGUGAAGGAGACUGAAGGCGAGUCCUUCACAAUUGCAGUGCUGACCAAGGGCAGCUCGGAUGCUUUGAGCCUCGACCUUACCUUCUCCCCGGCCGAUCCACCGACCUUUGUCAAUAAGGGCAAAGAGGAAGUUCAUCUCACUGGAUGCUAUGAAUUUUAUGAUGUCGAAGGUGAGGAGGACGAAGAGGAGGAAAGUGAGAUCGACGAGGCUGAGAUGAAUGAGACGCUCAAUACUAAGCUCACUGAGAUGAUCAAGGAAAAGGCCAAGGAGCAGGGCAUCGAGGUCGAGGAAAGUGAUGAUGAUGACGAGGAGGAGGAGGAAGAAGAAGAGGAAGACGUGGAGGUAGAGGAAGUUGAGUCUGAGGGCGAGGAGGAGCCAGCCGCCGCUGAGGAAUCCUCUCCCAAGAAGGCCGAAUCUCCCAAGAAGCCUUCUCCCAAGAAGGCCGAAUCUCCCAAGAAGCCUUCUCCCAAGAAGGCCGAAUCUCCCAAGAAGCCUUCUCCUAAGACGACGGAAGUCGCUAAGGAGGAGAAGAAGAGGAAGCUCUCCGUUGACGAGUCCUCCCCCAAAACGAGUAAGCCCGCCAAGGCCGCAAAGAAGGACGGCAAUAAGGUGGAAGACGACUAUGCCAAGAGUAUAGUCGAGUUCCUCACCAAGAACGGUCGCACCAAUGUGGGGCAACUAGGGUCCAAGUGCCGUAAGCCUGCGUCGGUGAGCAAGCUUUCUACCUUCAUCAAGAGUCGACAUGAGUUCAAACUCUCAAAUGGUUUCAUCGAGCUCGCCUAA
Molecule: messenger RNA, 909 nt
Organism: Perkinsus marinus ATCC 50983
Lineage: Eukaryota; Perkinsozoa; Perkinsida; Perkinsidae
Product: apicomplexan-specific protein, putative
Exons: 6
Coding region: 1-909 (302 amino acids)
Source: RefSeq, a predicted model, not a curated record